This is a messenger RNA of Symbiodinium sp. CCMP2592, 528 nucleotides long. The record is from the annotation of a GenBank genome assembly. Lineage: Eukaryota; Dinophyceae; Suessiales; Symbiodiniaceae.
AUGUCUCAGCUGAGUUUUGUGCUCAUUGCUACGUGGAUGUCACUCAUGAGAACAGCCUACCAGGGAUGCCUGGGUGUUCGAGUGGCGGUCCAGCUGGACAACGCGCGGAAAGCAGCGGCCAACGAAGAGGAUGAGACCCUCAAGGUGCGGCGGGAACUCCAGAAACGCUUCUUGGAGCUGGAGACCCGCGUCCGUGAGUUUGUGCAGGACUGGCGGGCCUUUGAACACGACGGCCAGAGACUGACACUGCUUCAGGAGCGAGUUACCGCCGGACUCCACGAGGAGUCAGAAGGCCGUCGAGCUGUGCGUUCAGAGGUGCAGAAGCUCAUCGGGAUUCUCCAAGAUCUCGAUCAGCAGCGGCCGACCCAGCUGUUCUUAAGCCCACAGAUGAUUUGGCGGCUAUCGCAUGGCAAUGCUGUCAUCUUGUGCCGACAGAGCCGGAUGGUGGAGGUUGGGUGGCUCGUGGGAAGACGGGAUGUUGGGAGGGCUAAGUGCGGGUUUGGAUUUCCUUCGCAUGCGAAUCCCUGA